Molecule: messenger RNA, 2279 nt
Organism: Coccinella septempunctata (seven-spotted ladybird)
Lineage: Eukaryota; Metazoa; Arthropoda; Insecta; Coleoptera; Coccinellidae
Product: zinc finger Y-chromosomal protein-like
Exons: 3
Coding region: 81-1595 (504 amino acids)
Biological process (GO): regulation of gene expression
Cellular component (GO): nucleus
Source: RefSeq, a predicted model, not a curated record
UGUAAUCUGUGGUCUAUGAUUAUAGAGUUAGGUUAGGUUUUGGUUCUGUGCUCGUCAUUUUGCUAAAAGAGUUCAACGGAAUGGGUGGAAAAUAUUCAUAUGAAAACAUGAAUAUGGGGGAAUGUAGUGAUAUUAAUGAAGAGGCCUAUGAUGAUGUGAAGUUAGAGGAACAAUUUAUUGAUGAAGAAGGUGUUCAUAAAAGAGAAGAAUAUAUAACGAGAAUGGAAAAAAAUAACCCGAAUUCCUUAAUUAUAGAAGAGGAUAAAAAUCAGUUAUCCCCAAAGAAGCCCCAAAUAUUAGAUUCACUUGUAAAUAACUCUCCUAUGGCUCAUUUGGAUGAUGAUGUGAAGUUGAAACUAGGAAUGAUUGACAUAUUCGAUCAAUUUAUAGAUAAAGAAGGAGUUCAUGAAAGAGAAGAAUAUAUAAUCAAGAAUGAAAAAACUACCUUGAAUUGUGCAGUGCCAGAACCUAAUGCCAAUCAAUUACAAUCUGCCUCUCAUAACGAAGAAUUGCCUGAAGUAUUUGACUCAACAAUGAUUAAUUCAUCCACUGUAUUAGAUCCACUGUCAAAUAACUCUGUUCCAACUCGCUCGGAGCAGAAUGAAUGUCAUCACAGGCAAAUGGCGGAUUCUCCCGUUAGUGAAAAGAAUUGUAUUGAAAAACACAAAAAAGUUCCUAAAAAAUCGGUCGUUUCAAAUAAAGUGGAACUCAAGUGUGACUUAUGUGAGUAUGUUACAAAAAGAAAAGACUUCCUUGAAAAGCAUAAGGAUUCCGCCCAUUCCGAUAAGACAUACAAGUGUCAUCUAUGUGAGUAUGUUGCAAGUAGAAAAGUGUACCUAAAGUCGCAUAUCGACACCCUUCAUUUGAAUAUCAGGAAAUUCAAGUGCCAUUUAUGUGAAUACGCCUCUAAUUGUGUUAUAAACCUUCGAAAACACAUAAAUUCCAAUCAUUUGAAAAUUAAAGAAUACAAAUGUCACCUAUGCGAGUAUGAUACAAACGGAAAAUGGGCUCUUCGAAGGCAUGUGGAGUCUGUCCAUUUGAAUAUCAAGAAACACAAGUGUCAGUCAUGUGACUAUGCUGCAGCUGACUUUUGUACCCUUCAAAAACACAUGAGAUCUGUUCACUUGAAAAUCAGGAAUCACAAGUGUCACUUGUGCGAUUUUUCUGCGAGUGCUAAAGGGGGUCUUGAAACACAUAUAAAUUCUGUUCAUUUGAAUAUUAAAAAUCACGAAUGUGCCUUGUGUGAUUAUGUUACAUAUAGGAAAGAACACCUUGAGAAGCACAUCGAGUCUGUUCAUUUAAAUAUGAGGAAACACGAAUGUCACUUAUGUCAAUUUGUUUCGAGCGAAAAGCAUAAGCUCAACAUACACAUAAAAUCUGCUCAUUUCAAUGUUAAGAUUCACAAAUGCCACUUGUGCGCAUAUGCUACAAAUAUGAAGUCAACCCUCGAAUCACAUAUAAAAUCAGUUCAUUUAAAAAUUAAGGAACACAAAUGUGAACUAUGUGAGUAUGUUACAAGUUAUAAACACACUCUUCAGAAGCAUGUUUUAAAAAAACACAAUAUGUCACCUAAGUCAAUUUGCUGCGAGUUAUAAAUGUAGACUUGAUAUACACAUAAAAUGUGUCCAUUUUAAUUAUUUAAAUAUAUAUAUUUAUGUAUAUAGAUGAAUAGCUUUAUUUCAGAAAUUGUAAAUGUGUACAUAAAAGAAAGUGUCAAGCAACAAACAUUGAACACGAAUAAUCAGACAAGCCCCGAACGAGUUCCCUUACUUUUCUACCAAAAAUCUUUUAAUUAUUCAAUAUCUCCCACCGAGUGAAACCACAACAAAGAUCUUUCUAAAAAACAGAAACCACCUUCUUGAGAGCCCUAACAGAAAUGUGGCAUCCCAAAAACCUUCUUCAUAAUCCUCUAUGAAGUAUCGGAUAUUACAUCUGUUAACUUUCAAAUGGGGGCGCUUAUAUGCAAAUUUUGGGAGAAACAGAAAAUUCCAAUUAAUACCACAUUUUGAACUGGUUGUAGAUACUAGUUGGCCGUUUAAGUAAAUUUAGUACAGUGUUAUUUAUUUUUUAUUGUUUCAAUUCUUUACUGUAUCAGAAAAUUUCUUUUGUCUUAUCUUAAUCUAAGAAGGUAAUGAUUGUUUACCUUGUUGUUUUUAUAUUUUAUUCUGUUGAAACUUAACACUCACACAUUGUUUGUUGUUGAUGUUUAUGCUUGACCUGUCCUAUACAUAAUUGUAUAUAUGUAUGUCUGAAUCUACUAAUAAAGGUUUCAAACGAAA